CCGCUUCUUCCAAGUAUUCGAAAUAUAAACAAUAUUUUCAUCUGAAUCCACAAAUUUCUGCUUCUCUCAUUUGAACAUCCAUUUCGUAUCUCUCUCUCUCUCUCUACGGUCUCUUUCAUUACAGAAAUCUCGAGAGAGAAACUUAUAGUCGUUGGGCGACACAAACCCUAGCUGUUAUCUUCCUCUUCGACUAGGGUUUUAGAGGCUUAUCACUCUCUUUUAUUCUAACUGCCUCAUCUCCUUUCGAGUUUAGCAGUUCAGAAACACAUGGCGAUGGAGAUCACUCAGUUUCUAUUGGCUGCUCAAUCAGCUGAUGCAAAAGUGCGUACGGAAGCAGAAGCUAGCCUAAGGCAGUUUCAAGAGCAAAACCUUCCUGCUUUUCUUCUGUCCUUAUCAUUUGAGCUUGCAAACAAUGAGAAACCCACCGAAUCACGACGUCUGGCUGGUAUUGUGCUUAAGAAUUCAUUAGACGCUAAAGAUGCUGUUACAAAAGAUCGUCUUGUGCAACAGUGGAUGCAAAUUGAUGUAUCCAUCAAAACCCAGAUCAAGGACUUUCUCUUAGGUACUCUUGGUUCACCUGUGCCAGAAGCUAGGCACACUUCUGCACAGGUUGUUGCUAAAAUUGCUUCUAUUGAGAUUCCCCAGAAACAGUGGCCUGCAUUAAUCGGGACAUUGCUUGCAAAUAUGACUCAGAGGGAGAGUCAUGCUGGCCUGAAACAGGCAACACUGGAAACUUUUGGAUACGUGUGUGAAGAGAUUUCUCAUAGGGAUCUUGAGCAGGCUGAAGUAAACAAUGUUCUUACUGCUGUAGUCCAGGGGAUGAAUUUUGCUGAAAACACUGUUGAAGUUCGGCUUGCUGCAACAAAGGCUUUGUAUAAUGCCCUGGACUUUGCUGAGACCAACUUUCAAAAUGAGAUGGAACGUAAUUUUAUAAUGAAGGUGGUUUGUGAGACUGCCAUGUCCAAGGAAGUAGAGAUUAGGCAGGCUGCUUUCGAGUGUCUUGUCUCAAUAGCAUCGACAUACUAUGAGGUGCUUGAACCUUAUAUGCAAGCUCUCUUUGAGCUCACAUCAAAUGCUGUUAAGGGAGAUGAGGAGUCUGUUGCUCUUCAGGCAAUUGAGUUUUGGAGCUCUAUUUGUGAUGAAGAAAUAGAGCUGCAAGAGUUUGAUGCAGAGAGUGGGGAUUCUGGAGCUCCCCAUUCCCGCUUCAUAGAGAAGGCUCUGCCAUCCAUAGUGCCAAUGUUGCUGGAAACCUUGCUUAAGCAGGAAGAAGAUCAAGAUCAGGAUGAUAGUAUCUGGAAUGUAUCCAUGGCUGGUGGGACAUGUUUAGGUCUUGUGGCCAGGACAGUUGGCGAUUCUAUUCUUCCCCUUGUAAUGCCCUUUGUGGAAAGUAACAUAAUGAAGCCAGAUUGGCGAUGCCGUGAGGCAGCUACGUAUGCAUUUGGUUCAAUCUUAGAAGGCCCAACUCUUGAAAAGCUUUCCCAACUCGUUCAAUCUGGGUUGGAUUUCUUGCUUAAGGCAAUGAAGGAUGAAAAUAACCAUGUCAAGGAUACAACAGCUUGGACUCUCAGUCGUAUAUUUGAGUUGUUGCACAAUCCUGCUGGUGAUUUUUCUGUGAUUUCUUCAGAGAACCUUCAACGAGUUGUGCAGAUAUUGUUGGAGGGAAUUCAGGAUGCACCAAACGUAGCUGAGAAAGUAUGUGGGGCUAUAUAUUACCUUGCCCAGGGGUAUGAAGAUGCUGGGCCCUACUCCUCUAUGCUCACACCAUAUAUCCCAAGCAUUGUUGACUGUCUGUUUAAAACUGCCAAUCGCACAGAUGGCGGUGACUUGAAGCUGAGAUCAUCUGCUUAUGAAACAUUGAAUGAAGUAGUUAGGUGUUCGAAUAUUGUAGAAACUUCUAGCAUCAUAGCACAGCUGCUUCCUGCUAUCAUGGAUAAGUUGGGUAAUACGAUAGAGCUUCAGAUUGCAUCAUUGGACGACAGGGAAAAACAAGGAGACUUGCAAGCUUCUCUCUGUGGGGUUCUUCAAGUUAUUAUCCAAAAACUUAGCAGUGUUGAUGAAACCAAGACCGUAGUUCUUCAGACUGCAGACCAGAUCAUGACCUUGUUUCUAAAGGUCUUUGCUUGCCGUAGUUCCACCGUGCAUGAGGAAGCAAUGCUUGCAAUUGGAGCACUGGCUUAUGCUACUGGAACAGACUUUGAGAAAUACAUGCCAGAGUUCUAUAGGUAUUUGGAGACUGGAUUGCAAAAUUUUGAGGAGUACCAGGUUUGUGCCAUUACCGUCGGUGUGGUUGGUGAUAUAUGUCGUGCCUUGGAUGGCAAGGUGUUGCCAUAUUGCGAUGGGAUAAUGAAUCACCUGAUUAAAGAUCUUUCUAGUGAAGAACUUCAUCGUUCUGUGAAGCCUCCCAUAUUUUCUUGCUUCGGGGACAUUGCUCUUGCAAUUGAAGAGCACUUUGAAAAGUAUGUUCCUUAUGCACUGCAAAUGAUGCAAGGAGCUGCCGAGCUCUGUGCUAGAAUGGACACCAGUGAUGACGAGUUGAUAGACUAUGCAAACCAGCUGAAGCGUAGCAUCUUUGAAGCUUAUUCUGGUAUUUUACAAGGAUUCAAGAAUUCAAAAUCUGAAAUCAUGUUGCCAUAUGCCCAACAUCUCUUGCAAUUCAUAGAAACAGUUUUCAGAGAUAAACAGAGGGAUGAAAGCGUGACAAGAGCAGCUGUUGCUGUGAUCGGUGAUCUUGCAGAUGCACUUGGUCCAAACACCAAGUUGCUCUUCAGAGAACGAGCAUUUUACAAAGAAUUCUUGGGCGAGUGUCUUCAAUCCGAUGACGAACAGCUCAAGGAAACUGCAACUUGGACUCAGGGAAUGAUCGGACGCGUCAUGGUUUCUUGAAAAGAAACAAACCAUUCCCAGGAGUCUUGUUUUCUUCAGUAAGUUUGUCAAGUCCAGAGUUCUUGUGUCUAUUGCCGAUCAAUUUUGAAUUUUCAUGGAAAUUUUUUUAGGGAAAGAGAAAAUUAGCGCUAUGGGUGGGUAAAAGAGUUUUAUGAAAGUUUCAAGUAUAUAUUGCAGCCACUUCUAGAUGAAAUUGGGCCGUUGUCUGUUGUGGAACUCUGUUUAGUGUAAUGCAUCCACUGAUCAGUGGGCCUUGUGUCAUUUAUUAUGUUCCUUCUCUCAUUUUCCUCAACAGUUUUUUAGUUCUGUGAAUUGAUGAUAUGGCUAUUAUUAUCUACACUUGAUUUAUAUAUAUAUAUAUAUGAAAAAAUAUUAGUAUCUUUCAA
Molecule: messenger RNA, 3269 nt
Organism: Humulus lupulus (European hop)
Lineage: Eukaryota; Viridiplantae; Streptophyta; Magnoliopsida; Rosales; Cannabaceae
Product: importin subunit beta-1
Exons: 3
Coding region: 268-2883 (871 amino acids)
Biological process (GO): protein import into nucleus
Cellular component (GO): nucleus; cytoplasm
Molecular function (GO): nuclear import signal receptor activity; small GTPase binding
Source: RefSeq, a predicted model, not a curated record